Molecule: messenger RNA, 2613 nt
Organism: Arabidopsis arenosa
Lineage: Eukaryota; Viridiplantae; Streptophyta; Magnoliopsida; Brassicales; Brassicaceae
Source: the annotation of a GenBank genome assembly
AGUCUCAAAGCAAUUUAGAUCUCUACUCUCUGAUCAUUGUUUCCUCCGCCUCCACCACAACCGUUCACGUGAUUCCCUUUUUGCCACAGUCCUUUUCGACAUGCCUUUACAUUGUUCCCUUGAUCCAAGGGAGUUCCAUCAACGAAGAUAUGAUUUCUUUGUGUCCAACAAGGCCAAUUGCUUAGUCCACGACUUCACGGUUAGUGGCUUAAUGAGAAUCAUCAGAAUGUUAAGUUCUCACCACCAGCUGGUAUGCUUUGUUUGCUUAGAUGGUAUCCAUCUUUGCAACCCCGUGAAUAAGGAGUUAAAGAAUUUACCUGACCCUCCUUCGUCUCCAAGGUGUUUCAAUGAAUCUCAGAAGUGUCUCAUCUCUUUUGAAUUUGUUGAGGCCACGAUGCAAUACAAAGUCGUCAAGUGGCCUCAUGACUUGGAUGAAAACUGUACAAGGAAGUUGCCAAGUGGCCAAGUCAAUCAAGUCAACUUUGAGGUCUUGAAUAUCGAUAUCGUAGAAGAUGGCCGACUUAAAGUAUCACCCUGGAGAAGUCUGCAUAAACCAUGUCCUUAUCUUCUACAACUCUCUUCUCACGUUCAAGUCAAUGGAUUCAUCUACUGGACCACUAGUGAUUUUCAGAUCGUAUCUUUCUCUCUACAAGACGAGACUUUCUCAAGCGUAAACCCUACACCCCCUUGCUUCUGCCUUGACACACAAGAAUCCAAAAAAUCUCGCUUUUUCAAGCUAUUUGGAAGCCGCAGAAACUUAUGGAUGAUGGAUAUUGAUGACGCGUCUCAAAUCAUGGAUAUUUGGAAAAUGGAUGAAAGUAGAGACCGUGUCUGGACCAAGAAUCAUACGAUCGACCUCAGUGGAACCAAGUCAAACGAAAACGGUGGUAAAGUACUGCAUAUGUUAGAUAUUCGGUCAGACCGACUUUUCAAGCUAUCAUCGACGUGUCUAUUAUGCUAUGACCUCGUGAAAUACGGGAGUGUGUCCAAAGACUAUCAGCCAUGUCACUCCACUGAUGGACUCUUAUCUCUACACAACAUUGAUAUGUCUAGUUCUUUUCCAAGUUCCUCUCUUCCUUUUGAGUCUUUAUUAGCUUCUUAUGGAAAAACAUUGUACAGGGAACUUGACAUUCUUGGGAAGCUUGAGAACCUCGAUGUACCGGAGGAUGAGAUUGAGGAAGAUGUGACGUUCUUUGAUUUCUCGUCGUUUACAAGCCAAUAUUCUGGUAAGAAUUUGGUGAACGUGGAUAGCUUUGGUGCAGCUGGAGAUGGAGUUUCUGAUGAUACUCAGGCAUUUGUAAGCGCUUGGACCAUGGCCUGCUCUGCUCCAAACUCUGUGUUAUUGGUUCCACAAGGACGUAGCUAUUUAGUAAAUGCGACGAAAUUCGAUGGUCCAUGUCAAGAAAAAUUGAUCAUUCAGAUUGAUGGAACAAUCGUAGCACCAGAUGAGCCUAUCCAAUGGGACCCGAAAUUCCAAAGGGUUUGGCUUCAAUUUUCCAAACUCCAAGGAGUUGUAUUUCAAGGGAAUGGAGUUAUAGAUGGUUCUGGUACCAAAUGGUGGGCUGCUUCUUGCAAGAAGAACAAGUCUAACCCUUGCGUAGGCGCACCAACGGCUCUAACUAUAUAUUCAAGUUCAAAUGUGUAUGUGAGAGACUUAACAAUCCGGAACAGCCAACAAAUGCAUUUGAUCAUUGCUCGAUCAAAUACAGUUCGAAUCUCUAGAGUUAUGGUCACAUCUCCAGGUGACAGUCCCAACACUGAUGGAAUUCAUAUCACCGCAUCGACUGAUGUUGUAGUCCAAGACAGUAAAAUCAGCACAGGAGAUGAUUGUGUCUCAAUUGUGAAUGGAAGCGCGAAGAUAAAGAUGAAGAGAAUCUACUGUGGACCAGGACAUGGAAUCAGCAUUGGAAGCCUUGGACAAGGUCAUUCGACAGGAACCGUCACUGCAGUUGUGUUGGACACUGCGUUCCUAAAGAACACAACUAAUGGUCUAAGAAUUAAGACAUGGCAGGGUGGUAAUGGUUACGUAAAGGGUGUACGUUUCGAGAACGUAGUGAUGCAAGACGUUGCAAAUCCGAUUAUAAUCGAUCAAUUCUACUGCGAUUCACCAUCAACUUGUCAAAACCAGACUUCAGCGGUUCACAUAUCCGAGAUAAUGUACAGAAACAUAACCGGAACCACGAAAAGCGCGAAAGCCAUCAAAUUCGCGUGUAGUGACGCAGUCCCUUGCAGCCACAUUGUACUCAACAAUGUCAAUUUGGAAGGCAAUGAUGGAAAAGUGGAAGCUUAUUGUAACUCUGCUGAAGGGUUUGGUUAUGGUGUGGUUCAUCCUUCUGCGGAUUGUCUGUAUUCGCAUGACGACAAGGGCUUAGACCAAAAUCAUGAGUAUUUGGUAGAAACUGUUAUGGUCAGUGAAGAAACUGGAGAUGUUCACGACGAGCUUUAAGGGUGGUGAUCGCAUAUUUUGACGGUCGUUGUAGUGAGGGAUGCAGACGUACGUUAUAUGUAGUUGUAAUUCAUCUUAGCAACUGACCUAUUAUAUUAGCUUGUAAAUGAAGCAUAUACAAUGAGAUUGAAAAGCAUUGUAGUAUUCAAUAUACUUAUACAGUAAAA